Messenger RNA from Oncorhynchus gorbuscha (pink salmon), 2471 nucleotides. Its product is annotated as adenylosuccinate synthetase isozyme 1 B. The transcript has 14 exons. Gene Ontology annotation, molecular function: GTP binding; adenylosuccinate synthase activity. Gene Ontology annotation, cellular component: cytoplasm. Gene Ontology annotation, biological process: 'de novo' AMP biosynthetic process; IMP metabolic process. Bases 143 to 1492 code for a protein of 449 amino acids. NCBI's taxonomy places the organism in Eukaryota, Metazoa, Chordata, Actinopteri, Salmoniformes, Salmonidae. The record is from RefSeq and is a predicted model, not a curated record.
UCUAUCGUGCACAUGUCUACAUCAACAGGCGGAUAACCCGUAUUUGGUUACACCGGACUCAGACUUGAGGGGUAUUUUUCCCAUCACAUAGGCCUACGGGUUGUCGUUUCUACUGCGCUCGGUGCACUAGUGUAGGCAAAACAUGUCUCACAAAGCUUGUUACACCAACCCAGGAGCAGGGGUUAAGCGACCCCGUAACGACACAGGGAACAAGUUGACAGUUGUACUUGGUGCACAAUGGGGCGAUGAAGGGAAGGGAAAAGUGGUCGACUUGUUGGCGACAGAGUCGGACAUCAUUUGCAGAUGCCAGGGCGGUAACAACGCAGGUCACACGGUGGUGGUGGAUGGGAAGGAAUAUGACUUCCACCUCCUACCCAGCGGGAUCAUCAACUCCAAAGCUCUUUCCGUGAUCGGCAAUGGUGUGGUCAUUCAUCUGCCAGGCUUGUUUGAAGAAGCUGAAAAAAAUGAAAAGAAAGGCCUUAAAGACUGGGAGAAGAGACUGAUCAUCUCAGACAGGGCCCACAUUGUGUUUGACUUCCACCAGGCAGUUGACGGGCUCCAGGAGGUACAGAGACAAGCACAGGAAGGGAAAAAUAUUGGAACCACAAAGAAAGGCAUCGGACCAACCUACUCGAGCAAAGCAUCACGUACGGGGCUGCGUAUCUGUGACCUUCUAGCUGAUUUCAAAGACUUUUCUAUGAGGUUCAAGAACCUUGCCCAGCAGUACCAGGCCAUGUUCCCCACACUGGAGGUAGAUGUUGACGGUCAACUGAAGAAAUUAAAGGAGUAUGCUGAGCGGAUUAGACCCAUGGUGCGAGACGGUGUCUAUUUCAUGUACGAUGCUAUUAAUGGACCCCCUAAGAAGAUUCUGGUGGAGGGCGCGAACGCUGCCCUGCUUGACAUUGACUUUGGAACCUACCCAUUUGUGACAUCAUCAAACUGUACCGUGGGUGGUGUAUGUACCGGACUGGGCAUCCCCCCUCUGAACAUUGGUGAUGUGUAUGGGGUGGUGAAGGCCUACACCACUAGAGUGGGCAUCGGGGCGUUCCCUACAGAACAACUCAAUGAGGUUGGAGAGCUGCUGCAGACGCGGGGCCAUGAGGUGGGCGUGACCACAGGGAGGAAGAGACGCUGUGGUUGGCUGGAUCUGGUCAUCCUGCGUUACGCCAACAUGAUCAACGGCUUCACUGCGUUUGCAUUAACCAAACUUGAUAUCCUUGAUGUGAUGGAUGAAAUCAAAGUGGGAGUGUCUUAUAAGCUCAAUGGCAAAAAGAUUCCCUAUUUCCCAGCUAACAUGGACAUCUUGCAGAAAGUGGAAGUGGAGUACGAGAAACUGCCUGGCUGGAAGAGUGACACCUCAGCCUGUAGGAAGUGGGAAGAUCUGCCUGUCAAAGCCCAGAACUACAUCCGCUUUGUGGAGAUCCACGUUGGCGUACCCAUCAAAUGGGUUGGAGUGGGCAAGGCCAGGGAGUCUAUGAUCCAGAUGUUCUAGGACACAAGACCUUCCUCCAUCCUUCCUCUCUCCAUGAAGGCACUUCAGUUAAGAACCAAUUCUUAUUUAUAAUGACGGCCUACCAAGAGGCAGGGACGUGGGCUGGGAGAAAUAAAAAGUUGGACGAAAGACACAUCACAACAAGAGAGACACCACAACACAUAAAGAUACUUAUAUACAUAACAAUAAUAAUAAAGAUACAUAAGAUACAAUACAUAAAGAGAGACCUAAGACAACAACACAGUAUGGCAGCAACACAACACAGCAUGGUAGCAACACAACAUGACAACAACACGGAAGCGGCACAACAUGGCAGCAGCACAACAUGGAGGCAGCACAAACAUGGUGCAAACAUCGUUGGGCACAGACAACAGCACAACGGGCCAGAAGGUAGAGACAACAAUACAUCAUGUGAAGCAGCCACAAGUGUCAGUAAGCUUGUCCAUGAUUGAGUCUUCGAAUGUAGAGAUGUUGUGGUCUAGGUGUAAAUGAUGUGUCCUGUAUCAUGUUGUCCACAUUUUGUUGAAAGCACAUUUUUUUUUGCUUCUGUGACACAUUUGAUGAUAUAAACAUAGCCUGGUUCCUCUCUAGGUUUCUUCCUAGGUUUUGGCCUUUCUAGGGAGUUUUUCCUAGCCACCGUGCUUCUACACCUGCAUUGCUUGCUGUUUGGGGUUUUAGGCUGCGUUUCUGUACAGCACUUUGAGAUAUCAGCUGAUGUACAAAGGGUUAUAUAAAUAAAUUAGAUUUGAUUUGAUAAAACAAAUGUAUUUUUGUACCAAUCAAAUCUCAGUCCUGAUGUAUUUUUGCACACGUCAAAUUUCAGUUUUUCGUAAUAUUAUGUCCCCCAUUGAUACUGUACUAUAACAGCUAAGAUGGCACUGUGAUACCCCAAAAGUUAUCUAGUGCAAUGUUGUUACAAGUAGAAAUCUUUAAGAAGUGGAAAUCUGAUAUGCAAAUAAAUCUGUUAUAUUGCACAAUU